Molecule: messenger RNA, 2613 nt
Organism: Bombus terrestris (buff-tailed bumblebee)
Lineage: Eukaryota; Metazoa; Arthropoda; Insecta; Hymenoptera; Apidae
Product: abscission/NoCut checkpoint regulator
Exons: 6
Coding region: 497-1453 (318 amino acids)
Biological process (GO): abscission; mitotic cytokinesis checkpoint signaling
Cellular component (GO): cleavage furrow; midbody; centrosome
Molecular function (GO): phosphatidylinositol-3-phosphate binding
Source: RefSeq, a predicted model, not a curated record
AGUAUUUUCGAAUUCUAUACGUCAAAUAUUCCAAGGCUGCAGAAAUAAUGUCAAUAAUUUUUGGUUCCCGGAAGUUUAACCCUAAGAACAGUAGUGAAAUUUAAACAUUUUGGUGGUUUUCAUUUAUUUAAUAUGAUUGAAGUUAGGCAUUAGCAUGAUACAACUUGAAGAACUGUAAGAUAGUGAAAUCAGAUAUUUCUGAAAUACAAAUUUCCUUUCCUAUGUUUAUUAUUUCAAAAACUUAUUUCUUUAUCUAUUACUUUUAUUGUUUAGCAAUAUGAUGUGUAAUUAAUUGAGACAAAAUAUUUGACAACAAUUUUGUUUAAAAUGAAACAUAUAUUCUCUUUCUCUUAUCCAGUUUCGAAUUUGGUACUGUAGUCGAUUCCUAUUAACGCGAACGUUUAUACGUCAGAAAUUUCUAAAGAUAAAAUAUGUUGAAUAAUUUUCUGUCACAUUUGUGAUGACAACGUAUUAAAGUUUGAAAAGUAGAUUCAGUAUGUCUUGUAAUAUUUGUCAAACGAAAUUUUCCUUCUUCACAAGAGAAGUUGCUUGCCCCGGCUGUGGUUUUUCAUGUUGCAGUAAGUGCCUCAAAUAUAAAUGUAAUAUUCCAGAUAGAGGGGUGAAAAAGGUCUGUGGACGUUGCUUUAAUAAAUAUAAUUUUACAAGUACCUCAAGCUUUAAUAAUAAUAUCGAAAUGAAUGGCCACGAAGAACCAAUGGCUCCAGUGGACAUUACAAAAAAAUUGGACUUGUUGGAGAACCCUGUGAAGCCUCCUAUUGUAAUGUACAAACAUACAAAUCAUUGGGAUAGAUUUAAAACUGGAUUAGAACCAGCUGAUCAAGAAAUAGUUGAAAGAUUAAGAAAAUUGAAGGAGGAAGAUAAAACUACAGCUUUAAGUGUAGAUGAGAUAAAACGGAGAUUAGCAUUGCUAAAGGAUGAAGACCCGGAUGUUAGGCAGCACAGAAUAAAUAUGCAGCAAGUAGAUACUAGAACAGACCAACAGAAAACAGACGAUUUGAUACAGGAAUAUUUGAAUCAAUUGGAACUAUCCUCGGGCAGUGAUUCGGUUAGCGAAAUUCAAGCAAGACUAAGAUCACUACAAGGCAUUAGUGAAAAACCUAUAGAACAUUCAGCUAAUGAUGACAAUGAUGAUGAGAAACAUGUAACAAAGAAAUUAAUUGGGAAAGCUUUGGCAGAAGCAGAAUUGGAGAAAAAAUAUGAGAAAGACUUAGAAGAGGAUGAAUUGGAAGAAAUGGAACUCGAGGAGGCAAAACAUACUGAUGACGAAGAUGAAAAACCUAGCUGCGUAAUGUGUGAACAAACUAAAGAUUUACAGCGAUGUUUAGGUUGUCACGGCGAUCUAUAUUGCCCUGUAUGCUUUGAAGAUAAUCACGAUGAUUUGGAGUUGAAAAUGCACAAAAGAGAACCAGCAACAAGACGCAAUAAAUUUUAAAUGGAAUGGCUAGAAAUUUUAGAGAAACGCUUCGCAAUGAUUCAUGUACAGUUUCAUUGCUAAAAACACUUUCUGUAUAAUUUUUACGAACAAUACUUAUAACCAGCAUUGUCACCUGCGAUUUUGAUAUCAGAAUAUUGCCAUUUAAAUAGAAGCAUUCCUCGCAAAGUACACAUACACAUAAAAUAAAUAAUACAUAAUUAUAGUAAGCUGUAAGUUUAAAGCCAAGAUUGUGAUUGUAUUAAUGCGUGUCAUUGAAAAUUAUUGUUGCAUUACAUCUACUUUCAUAGUAAAUAAUUUUGUAACAAUCUCAGUUUGACAGAUUUAAUAACAGAUAUUCACGCUUUUGCUAAAACAAAUUAAUCUUCAAGAACAACAAAUUAUUGUUCAUAUAGCGAACUCUUCCUUUAUUAAUUUCACCAUAAACAAAGUUGUUAAUCAAAUAAAUACAUGGACUUCAAUUAGAUUUAUAGCUUGCUAUCGAUAUUUAAAUUCAUUAAUUCUCAAUAUUAUACAUAUUAAUCGAUCUCUCGAUAUUUAAAAAUGUUUGAACUUUCUAUAUAGAAUAGUGAUUCAUUCUAGAUUGGAAUUUGUUUUAGUGGCUUGUUACAAUUCUUUCUGCUUAUUCUAAGAAUAUUAUCUUUUUGGUUUAAAUGCCAAAGUGAACUCACCGAUCCAGACUAGAUGUCAGUAAAGACGCUUACUGACAUCCUCACGGGGAUUUCCCGAAGGUGGUCUGUGUCGCGGCGCAAAAACUUUCUUUUCUCAAAGUCUAAGCAGGCCUGCUAUUUUUAGAUGACAUGUACGCAUCUAUCGUGCCAAGAUUUCAACCACGUUCGAUUACUAACGAAAAAACCAUUUGUUCUUCUUUCCGUCCAGUUUGUUUAACAGUGUAAUCUAUCUCUAAAUAUUUUUUCUUCUUUAAAUUCUUAUUAUUUAAAAAUUGUUAUGAAUUAUUAAUUAAAACGGCGUGAUAUUUUUAAGUCAAAUAAGCUUAAUUGUAUAAUUGUAAGAAAUUGAUAUGAACAAUGUUUUUAAAAAUUUAUAUAUGUAUGCAGCUUUAUGAAAAUUGGUAAUUUUUUGCUAUUUAUAACUCAUACUCAUUUUCUAUAGUAUUGAAUACUUCAUUCUAUUAAAAAUAAAAAAUGAUUUAAAGUAUA